AUGUCUGACAGAGUCGAAAAACGUCAAGGCGGCCGCAAGCCUAUCUAUCUUCGUGGAACCAACUCCCAGUUCGACGCCACCACUCCUCCUAAUAGGGGUCUUCGUCUCCGCGGUAUGUCUGGUCGAAGCGAGGAAUUUGACGAAGAGCAGUCACCCCUGACUCUUCGCCAACCCUCCCGUUCUACUCAUACCCCUCCUACCCCCCGCAACAGCAACUUCAACCCCGAAGCAGCUCCUUUCACUCCCACUGUCUCUGCCUUUGUCAACACUCCCGAUUCUUCCCCAGCUGACCCUCAGUCUGUAGAGAAGAGCCUCAAGGAGAAGCGCGCAGAGCGUCUUCGUCAAAUCAACGCCAUCGAAGAUUCGCGGGACCGCGAGGACGCGAUGAAUGACUUUAUCUGGGAACAGCAUACCGAGUGGUCUGCUGAGGACCUGGCUAGAGAGAAGGAGGAGAAGGAGUUGGAGGAGCGUCGCCAGAAGUUUGGCCGUCGUCACAAGGAUUCCCCCAGAAAGUAG
Messenger RNA from Fusarium poae, 516 nucleotides. RefSeq lists its product as uncharacterized. The transcript has a single exon. NCBI's taxonomy places the organism in Eukaryota, Fungi, Ascomycota, Sordariomycetes, Hypocreales, Nectriaceae. Bases 1 to 516 code for a protein of 171 amino acids. The record is from RefSeq and is a predicted model, not a curated record.